Molecule: messenger RNA, 1145 nt
Organism: Panthera uncia (snow leopard)
Lineage: Eukaryota; Metazoa; Chordata; Mammalia; Carnivora; Felidae
Product: olfactory receptor 51I2-like
Exons: 1
Coding region: 201-1145 (314 amino acids)
Biological process (GO): G protein-coupled receptor signaling pathway
Cellular component (GO): membrane
Molecular function (GO): G protein-coupled receptor activity; olfactory receptor activity
Source: RefSeq, a predicted model, not a curated record
UGGAUAUGGUAAGACUAUAGAAGUUCCGAAAUAUAACUAACAGCUUCUUACCUGUUCCUUCCUGACCCUUUCAUGAUCUGUCAUGGACUCUAAGGAUCAUUGCCCCUUCCAUCCUGAGGACAGUGAGCUCUCCUGAUCUUCCACUUUCUGACCUCACUUUGCUCUGGUUCUCUUUCCCCAAAAGCCACUCAGGGAUCCUCAUGGGAAGUUUUGGGACUAAUACCUCUAGCACCACCAGCUUCACACUAACAGGCUUCCCAGAGAUGGAGGGCCUACAGCACUGGUUAGCGGCCCUCCUCUUGCUGCUUUAUGCUGUCUCCGCCCUGGGUAACAUCCUAAUUCUCUUCAUCAUAAAGGAGGAGCAGAGCUUGCACCAGCCUAUGUACUACUUCCUGUCUCUGUUGUCUGUCAAUGACCUGGGCGUGUCCUUUUCUACAUUGCCCACCGUACUGGCUGCCUUGUGCUUUCAUGCCCCGGAGACUGCCUUCGAUGCCUGCUUGACCCAGAUGUUCUUCAUCCACCUUUUCUCCUGGACAGAAUCUGGGAUCUUGCUGGCCAUGAGUUUUGAUCGCUAUGUGGCCAUCUGUAACCCUUUGCGUUAUUCUUCAGUGCUCACUGAUAUCCGUGUGGCUCACAUGGGCAUAUCCAUCAUCAUCCGCAGCUUCUGCAUGGUCUUUCCAUUGCCAUUCCUUCUGAAGAGGCUGCCUUUCUGUAAGGCCAAUGUGUUAACCCAUUCCUACUGUUUGCACCCAGACCUGAUCCGCCUGCCCUGUGGAGAUACCACCAUCAAUAGCAUGUAUGGCUUGUUCAUUGUUAUCUCUGCCUUUGGUGUAGACUCAGUGCUCAUCCUCCUCUCCUAUGUGCUCAUACUGCGCUCUGUACUGGCCAUUGCCUCCCAGGAGGAGAGGCUUAAGACACUCAAUACAUGUGUGUCACACAUCUGUGCUGUGCUCAUCUUCUAUGUACCCAUGGUUAGUGUGUCCAUGGUUCAUCGAUUUGGGAAGAAUGCCCCUGAGUAUGUGCACAAGUUAAUGUCCCUGGUAUAUCUCUUUGUGCCUCCAAUGCUCAACCCAAUUAUCUAUUCCAUUAAGACUAAAGAAAUUCGUAAGAGGCUACACAAAAUGUUUUUUAAGCCUAAGCUUUGA